Molecule: messenger RNA, 4136 nt
Organism: Pseudomyrmex gracilis
Lineage: Eukaryota; Metazoa; Arthropoda; Insecta; Hymenoptera; Formicidae
Gene: Pex1
Product: peroxisome biogenesis factor 1
Exons: 17
Coding region: 466-3552 (1028 amino acids)
Biological process (GO): protein import into peroxisome matrix
Cellular component (GO): peroxisome; peroxisomal membrane; cytosol
Molecular function (GO): ATP binding; ATP hydrolysis activity
Source: RefSeq, a predicted model, not a curated record
AUCUGUAAGAUUUACUUCCAAUAAACAAAUCUCGAUUUAACUACAGGUGAUUCUUAACGUGCUCCGAUGUUUCCAAAAACUUUCAUUUAAAUUUAUUUUAUUUAUAAUUUUUUAAUUCAUUGUGUGAAAAAUUAUAUUUGACCUAAUUUUUGUAUACAUAUUCGACGUUGACUUUACAGUCGCAUCUCAAACUGACACUAGCCAAACAAAAAAACAUUUAUACACGCAUCUUCUUUUUUAUGGUAAUUUGUUUAUCUUUCAUGACGUUAAUCAGCGACAUGAUUGGGAAUUGCGCCACUUUGACUACGUCGCAUUUGCGUUUUCAGUCGAGCGGCCGAUACAGCGUAAUUACAACGAGCGCUUAAGUGUAAGGUUCAUUUCCUCACCGGGACGUGUGUUUAUCGUGCGAGUUUUACAAAAAUUGUAUUUCGUUGAUUUUCAUGGCCGUGUCGCGUGCGCCAAAAAAUGCAACGCGAACGUCUCGUCGUCAAGUACGUUCCGGCGAACAAUUGCUUCGCACAGCUGUCGACCACCUGGUUGCGUCGUUCAGAAACUGAGGAGAACGCGAUUGAAGUGUUGCAUAAUGGAAGGGUAUAUUAUCUUUCCUGCGUCCCUCGCGUUAGUGGCAAUGAAACGUUGCACAUCGGUGCGACUUUUGCAAAAAAUUUGCACAUACAAGAGGGCGACGAGGUGUUCGUGUCCUCUCUGAAAAAUGCGCCUUCGUUGAGCAGCGUUCAAAUUGUCCCUCGCACGACUAGCGAUCGUGAACUUUUGGAAUUGCAAAUGGGAAAGGUGCAAUCGAAUCUUUUGAAUCAAGUGAGAAUCGUCGCGAAAGGACAGCCAAUCGUGGCGUGGAUUUCGAAGUUUUCUUCUGUAACUUUUACCGUAGAAGAUACAGAGCCGAAGUUCACAUACGGAUUGCUCAAACAAUUCACGGAGAUGCACGUGCUCGACGCAGCCGAAAAUGCGACGAUAAAAAACGAGAAGUCUAGUGAAAUAAAUAGUUCUUUGAGUCAAAUCUUGUCUUACUUCUCGAAAGGGAAGGAUCGUCGCGAUCCGAAGAACGGUGCCGCGAACUAUGCGUUGUUGCAGAGUUUUCGCGAAAGAAGCGCACCUCAUGUGUUUCGCGUAUAUCCUUUGCCGGAAUUCUCGUCCUUCGAUCAAUUUAACGCUCACGACAUGAUUCUGCGGUGUCCCUAUCACGUAUUGAUUCCGAGGAAGUGUUUACCGAAGGAUGUAACAUCGACGAGUGGACCGACAAUGUGUAAAAUCAGAAAAGUACCAGAGGAUCGGCAACAUGUUAACAUCACCGAUACAAGUUUCUUAAAGGACGAAGGAUCUUCUUCCUUUCCAAAAUCUCCGCAAGAACUUACCGUAAAACUUUACGUUCUUGAAGACAUCUUAGAAAAGUGUUCCGCGACUUUGAACAGAAAUUAUUUCGUUUUGAAUUCGAUUCAUUCUUGCGUGUACGCGUCGGCGAGUAUGAGGAACACUUUGAAGCUGAAAACCGGAAGCAGAGUGAUUUUGCGAACGACGGCAAAGGAAAGCGAAUGGCCGAAACCGUUAUCGGUGAAUAUUUUUCCCUCCGAUCAGUCGGUUACGACAAAGAUGUUCGAAAAUUACGUGAAGUUCCAUUCGAAACACGAAGUGUUAUUGCUCAACUCGUGUUCAACAAUUUUGCUCGACGACGGUAAACGAUGCGUCGUACAAAUGUCACCGUCCGAAUGCGAUUGCGCGAUGAUCGAUGAAACGGAUAUGAAAAACAUUAUUGUUCACAUUCGAUCUGUCUUGCCGAGCGAUUCGGAAAUUUCGGAAAAUUCUUUUAAAACAAGUCUAAAACUGAAGACACUUUCUGUGAGAUAUAUUGAGAAUAUUCUCGAAGACUGCAAGAUUUCGCUCGAUCUCAGUUUAGGUUUGAGACCGACGAACUUCCGAUACGAUCGGGAAAAUAUUCUGAUCUGCGGUAAUCUCGGUUCGGGCAAAACGACUAUCUGCAGGAUGUUAAUCGAGCGCUAUCAAAAGGAGCCGUAUUUUGUGCACACGCAUACGAUCGAUUGCAGAUCGUUGAAAGGUAAGAAAGUUGAAGCGAUGCAGAAGAUCAUCACGUCCGCUAUAAAUGAAUGCGUAUAUUAUCAACCGUCCAUACUGUUUCUGGACGAUUUGGAGAGUAUUACCAAUGCGUCGUUGAACGACGAGGAGAAUACGAUAGAUGCGACGAAUGCUUCCAGAAUUACCGAUAUGCUGCUUACAACUAUCACAGAGUAUCAAAGAUUUCAUUAUAUUUCGAUCGUUGCCACUUGUGUUGGUGUAAACAAAAUAGGUUCGAAAUUGCGACCGGCGAGAGGGGCACAAUUUUUCAGAACAGUUUUGAACGUUCCUAUUCUCGAAAAGGUGGAUAGAAUCGAUAUUUUGCGAUUAACGCUCGAGGACAAGUUACGCGUGCACGGAGACAUGAAUUGGAAUUACUAUGGAAACAAGACUGAGGGCUGGAUGCCUCAGGAUCUCGUCGAUCUGGCGGAGAGAGCAAAAUUUGUCGCGUGGAAGCGUCACGUGGCGGAGAAGUUGAAACCACCAAUUAUCGUGACGGAAGAGGAUGUUAACACGGCGUUAGAAGAUUAUACACCCAUGUCUCUGCAGGGCGUACAGUUGUACAAGAGCGGCGAUCAUUCCUGGUCUGAUAUCGGUGGUUUGGCAGAGACAAAGCGUUCUCUCACGGAAAUUCUACAGUGGCCGCUUAAGUAUCCGGAGAUCUUCAAAAAUGCACCGAUAAAACUUCAGAGUGGCGUAUUGUUAUACGGAAUGCCCGGUACCGGCAAGACAAUGCUCGCCAAAGCGAUCGCCGGUGAAUGUGGCGUAAAUCUGAUCAGUAUUAAGGGUCCGGAAUUGCUCUCAAAAUACAUAGGUGUUAGCGAGGAAUCUGUAAGAAAUGUAUUUGAAAGAGCACGUCGAGCCAAACCAUGUGUACUGUUCUUCGACGAGUUUGAUAGUCUAGCGCCCAGACGUGGACACGAUAGUACCGGAGUCACCGAUCGGGUGGUGAACCAGCUACUAACACAACUUGACGGAGUUGAAGAUCGCGAAGGAGUGGCGGUGGUGGCAGCGUCUUCAAGACCAGACUUGUUGGAUCCGGCUCUAUUGCGACCAGGACGUCUCGACAAGUGUUUGCACUGCCCUUUGCCGAAUGAGAUGGAAAGAGAGGCGAUCUUCGAAGUAUUGUCUCGCGCGCAAAAUAUCGAUACAGCGGAAUUGAAUCUAAAAGAAUUGGCUCAACUUUCUGUUGGAUUUACAGGAGCUGAUAUUAAUGCGGCAGUUACUAUGGCGAGACUGUCAGUAUUUGAACAUGUUUUGCAAACAAAAACUGAUGGCAAGGCCGAGGCAACCGAUGUCAGAGUUACGCAAAUGCAUCUCGUGGAAUCUGUUGAAUCAACGGAGCCGUCUUUGUCCGCCGCGGAAAUAUUAAAAUACAAUAAAAUCUACAAACACUUUCGACUUUCUAAAGAACAUAACUCUUCAGAGGAUGUGGUGAAAAAUCAAAAAGCGACACUGGCUUAACUUCUGGGAAAAUAGUCGUUCGAUUCAAAGUGAAACAUAAUCGAAAACAAGUAAAAUUGAGCCGCGAAUUGGAAGAAAGAUGCGCAAUGCGGGAGAAAAUGCUCGCAGUAGUAAAAGUUGACGAGAACGACGACGACAACUCUGCUUAGCAUAAAAAUGGCCAAUUACCCGACUAACAAGCAACGGUCGAACUACACGAAGAGAGAACCGUUGGGCGACGACGAAGGCGGCUAACUCCGUUAGCGCUUCUCCGCGCCCGUCGAAGAAGAUUAGUUAGCGUAAAUACCGCCGGUUGACGCAUUUUUAUUCCUGAUUACCGCUUCUCGCCGCGCUAAUUCUAUUGGCACAGUCGACAUUCGAAAAACUUGACUUCACACCGGCAACAAAUUGCCGUUCUGCAAAAGAAGGAAGAAACUGAAUUCUAGGCGCACAGGGAUAUGAUGGUGUUCAAGCACAAAGAUAUAAAGAAAAAACAUGUCGCAUUUUGUUUUGUGGAUAAACUAAUCCCGCUCCACACUCUACGAUGAACAUAAGGGGCGACAAUUGAGCAGCGCAGUGAGAAAUUCGAAGAAUAACAAACAAUA